Messenger RNA from Brassica napus (rape), 1674 nucleotides. RefSeq lists its product as uncharacterized. The record is from RefSeq and is a predicted model, not a curated record. NCBI's taxonomy places the organism in Eukaryota, Viridiplantae, Streptophyta, Magnoliopsida, Brassicales, Brassicaceae. The transcript has a single exon. The coding region runs from base 1 to 1674 and encodes 557 amino acids.
AUGUCGCACAGACUCUCCAGAGCUGAUGAGGAGAAGUGGCCUUCAAACCCUAAUUCUAGGGGCCGCAGAGCUCCAGUCAAAAUCCCAGCUUCCAACACAUCUGCACUCAUCGAAGAUAACAGACUUACUUUGAUUGGAAGAGUCACGAAUCCUGCGAUACAGAAGACUAGAGCUCUUAUUGAUUUCUUCCUCCAACACUGGUCAGUGGUUGGUAAUUUCACUGGUCGCGACCUGGGACCCAAUCUCUUUCAGUUUAGAUUCGAAACAGAGGCAGAUCUACAGUCCAUCCUCCGUAGAGGCCCUUACCAUUUUAAGCGCUGGAUGAUUAUCUUGCAAAGGUGGGAACCUAACGUUUCGGACAGCUUUCCUACUCUUAUCCCCUUUUGGAUAGCUGUUCAUGGCUUACCUCUCCACUUAUGGACAAACGAAUCUCUUCAUGCUAUUGGCUCUGAACUGGGCCAUGUAGAAGCCAAGGAUGCAGCAAAAGGAAAGGUCCGUGUGCUGAUUAAUGGCAUGAGGCCUAUGGAUUUUCAUCUUGAUAUUGAGCUCCCAUCAGGGGAAACAAAAGUAGUCGAGCUGCAAUAUGAAAACUUGGACAAGCAUUGCUUCUCCUGCAAGUCACUGUGUCAUGAAACCAAAGACUGCCCCUCAUCUAUGGCCCUCAAAGAUCGUCUCUCUAAACCAGUGGGGAUUAACCAGUCUCAAACCUUGAAACGUAUUGAAGCAGACAAAAGGAGACAGGAUGAGAGGAGACUUUCUCGAUUCCUCCCCAUUAACAAUCGAGGAAACGGAAGGGCCUCUGACAGCAGACCUUACUCUAACUCAAGGUAUGAAGAUUCUCGUCGCUACGCUAGAGAUGCAGAUUCUAGAUCGCUCCUAGAGGGGAAGGAACAGGUAGCUACUCACUCAAGGAGCUAUGCCCGAGACCCCAUAUCGUACAGCAACCAGUCUGUCACACACCGACCUUCAAACUCCCAAACUCAAGUUGCCAUAGCAAGACCCACUAUUUCUAAUCGAAGUGAGGGUUCCAGACGCCAACCGCUAUAUGAGAAGGAAAGUACCAAAGUGUGGGUGGAGAAAGCUUUCACAGCAGCUCCUGCUACACACCACCAGGGACACACCUCUCAAACUCCAUCUCACACUCCUUCUCCAAGACCGGCACGUGAACAGAUGAUUUCACCUCCACCUACCGGAAAGGUUGAUGAAAGCGCCUCAAUGGUGAGGAAAUCAGCGCUUCACCGUCUCUCCCUACCCUCUUCUGGGAAUAUCGUACUCCAGUAUGGAGUUCCUAGCUCAAACUCUGAAAGUAACAGGCUGCAGGAUGUGGAAAUUCAGUACUUAGAGGACAAUCUUCGCAAUCAGGUUGUUGACAGCGCCUCUAAACCCUCAGGGUCCAGAGUUCCUGCUACUGAAAGAUUAUCAUUACCAGAGUCUCCCUCCUCUCCUAUUCGAACUCUGAGCGAGGAUCGUGUCCAUGUUUCCCUUCGUUUGGAAGGUCUGCCAGACCAGUACCCAGAAGAGGAUGCUCCUUCUAAGGCCCCUCAGCAGAAGAAGAGACUUUGCAGACCACCAAUGCUUCAAGAACUCAAACAGUUCCGAAACCCCCGACUAAGGCAGUACCAAAGAAGCCUACAACUAGAAAGAGGGCUCCCCGGAGCCCCUUGCAAGGCAUAA